CACUUGCCAGGGUGGGGAGGGAGAGAUUUUUUCCUUGUCUUUCCUCCUUCUCUUUUUUAUACUUCCUUCUUGGGCAAAAGGCUGGCGUAAUAGAAAACAGACACGAGUCAGAAUGUGAGGCAUUCACAGGAGAAAAAGUUCAGUUCCGUCCUCACUGUGUGGAUAAGUCAGGAGAGGAAAACAGAAAAGGCUAAGUAGUCUAAUUAUACAGUGUUUGUUGUUUUUACUAUGUGGGGGAGAUUAUGUUGUUGUUAGCUAGUAUGUCACAGCGUCAGAUCAGGAUCAGGAUGGACCCUCCAUGCCAUCGGCACGGACUUGGCACGGGAUGGCUGUGAAAAUGUGGACAAAGUUAUGUCUGAACAGAGCGUGCAGUCCAACUUCUUCUCCAGAUUCUAGUUGAAAAGCCUCUAUGACCACCAUGAGCUGGAGCUUUCUCACGCGUCUUCUGGAAGAGAUCCACAACCAUUCCACCUUUGUAGGGAAAGUGUGGCUCACGGUGCUCAUCAUAUUCCGCAUUGUACUGACCGCCGUGGGGGGCGAGUCCAUCUACUCUGACGAGCAGACCAAGUUCACCUGUAACACCAAGCAGCCCGGUUGUGACAACGUGUGCUACGAUGCCUUCGCCCCACUCUCACAUGUCCGCUUCUGGGUUUUCCAGAUCAUCAUGAUCUCCACCCCCUCAGUAAUGUACCUGGGCUACGCCAUCCACAAGAUAGCCCGCACCUCUGAGUUGGAGCGCCGGAAGUUCCACCGCCGGAAGAAGCUCAUUCAUGCUCAAAGGUGGACGGAUAACCACCCGCUUGAGGAGGUGCGGGAGGAGGAUGAGGACAACGAUGCAGAGCCUAUGAUCUACCAGGAGGAGGUGGUGGAAGCCCAAGAAGUCAAGCCUGAGCCGGCCAAGCCGCAGAAACAUGACGGCCGCCGGCGGAUCAUGCAAGAGGGCCUGAUGAGAAUCUAUGUCCUUCAGCUACUGUCCCGGGCCGUGUUUGAGAUCGGCUUCCUGGCGGGCCAGUAUCUUCUCUACGGCUUCCGUGUUAAUUCAUCAUAUGUGUGCAAUAAGUUGCCCUGUCCCCACAAUGUAGACUGCUUUAUAUCUCGGCCGACGGAGAAGACCAUCUUCCUGCUCAUCAUGUAUGUCGUCAGCUGCCUCUGCCUGCUCCUCAACGUGUGUGAGAUGUUCCACUUGAGCAUUGGAACAUUCCGAGACACUCUCCGCAAGAGGAGGAAUCAGGAGGGACGACGGCCCUCGUACAGCUACCCGUACUCCCAUAACAUCCCCGCCUCUCCCCCCGGGUACAACCUAGUCAUGAAGUCAGACAGGCCCAACCGGAUUAUCCCCAACAGUCUAAUUAUGCACCAUGAGCAGAACAUGGCCAACGAUGUCCAGGAACAUAACCAGGAGUGCACCAGUCCAGAUGACAACAUCCCCUCGGACCUAGCCAGCCUGCACCGCCACCUACGGGUGGCCCAGGAGCAGCUCGAAAUGGCCUUCCAGACCUAUAACACCAACAAGAACCAGGCCACCUCGAGGACAAGUAGUCCUGGAAGCACCUUGGCAGAGCAAAUCAGGGUCAACACAACCCAGGAGAAACAAGGAGCCAGGCCGAAAUCAGCCACUACAGAGAAAGCUGGGACCGUUGUAAAAAAUGGAAAGAGUUCUGUAUGGAUUUAGGAAUGAUUAACUUCACGUGGUACAGUAAUCUUAGUGAAAAGUCAUUUUCAAUCUCCAGGUCCAUAUUCUGUGGAUAAUGGAAGAUGUGAAAUGAGACAAGAUAGGUAAAAGCUUUGGGGCGUGAAUCGAUUGCUCUGCCUGAAUAGAUUUCGCUUUGUCACCAGGAGAAACCAGCAGUGUGACGUGUCAGAUCAGGAGCACACAAAAUAGGCACGAUUUACAUGUGAUAUCAAAACAAUGGUAAACAAAAAAAGGAAAAACAAACAUGAAGAUAUCACUAAAUACAGUAGUAGUGUAUCCUAUUAUUAGGGUGUCUGUUUGUGUUUUAAAUAACAUAGCUUGAACAUAGUUAAUAUAUGCAUAUGCUGCUUAUUCAAACUUUUCUUAUUUUAGCUACUUACGAAUAUAGGGAGAUAUAAAAUGAACCAUGAUGGCAAUAUAUUUAGAAUUAUUUUUACUGGGAUUAUUAUUUUAACCUAGAUUUUGAACUGGAUUAAUUUGACAGAAUACAUUGAAUUUGUCUUUAAAACUAUAACAAUAUGCAAGUGUGUCUUUUUUAAAUUGUGGUCAAGUUAAAAGCAAUACCGUGGUAAGCACAUUUUAAUGGCACUACGAUUGAAUCCUGAUGAUGUUUAAGAAAAGGACGGUGAACCAAAUGUGAAAAGUAAUCUAGAAAUUCCUAACUGUUCAGAUUUGCACUUGGAACCUUUUGACUAAUUUUGAGUUGUAAUUAAGACAUUUAGAAAAAUAUGCAUUAAUAAUUUAUUUGAGGAAGAAAUGCUGGAUAUGUAUGGGUUAUGUUGAAAUAUAAGAUGUGAAAUCUUAUAGGACAAAUGGUGUUUCAUCAGCAGAGGUUUGAGCAACACUGUUCUCCAUAGAGUAAGAUUUUAUUUCACUCUAGUUUUCAAAGCGUUGUUGUAAGAUUACAUUUUUAUUUAGCAUUCUGCAGUGACAGAAAAAGGUAAGUAGGUUGUUGUUUUGAAAAUUUAAACGACCAAUUUCUGAUAAUUUCUGCUGUUUUUGUGGGGCAGAUAAUGAAUGAAUUGACUUUGCUACAUUUUAACACAUCGUACAUAUACAGUACAAUGCACAUAGUAGAAGAUGUACACUGAGUGAACAAGACAUAAGGACACUUGCCUAAUAUUGAGUUGCACCCAUUUGCUUAAUGACUAAAAUGUAUAAAUGUAAAUGUGUCGAAAGUGUUUCACAGGGAUGCUGGCCCAUGUUGACCCCUAUGCUUCCCACAGUCAUGUCAAGUUGGUCUUUGGGUGGUGGACCAUUCUUUAUACACACAGGAAACUGUUGAGCAUGAAAAAUCCAGCAGCGUUGCAGUUCUUGCCACAAACCGAUGCGCCUGGCCCCUACUACAGCACCCCAUUUGAAGGCACUUAAAUCUUUUGUCUGAGACACAUACACAAUAAAGUCGCAAUUGUCUCAAGACUUAAAAAUCCUUCUCCUCCCCUUCAUCUACAGUGGCUUGGGAAAGUAUACACCCCUUGGCAUUUUCCUAUUUUGUUGCCUUACAAUCUGGAAUGAAAAUUGAUUUUAUGGGGGUUUAUAUCAUUUGAUUUACACAACAGGCCUACCACUUUGAAGAUGCAAAAUAUGUUUUAUUGUGAAACAAACAAGA
This is a messenger RNA of Oncorhynchus tshawytscha (Chinook salmon), 3302 nucleotides long. Its product is annotated as gap junction gamma-1 protein. The transcript has 2 exons. NCBI's taxonomy places the organism in Eukaryota, Metazoa, Chordata, Actinopteri, Salmoniformes, Salmonidae. Gene Ontology annotation, cellular component: connexin complex. The record is from RefSeq and is a predicted model, not a curated record. Gene Ontology annotation, biological process: cell communication. Bases 410 to 1672 code for a protein of 420 amino acids.